This is a messenger RNA of Drosophila obscura, 933 nucleotides long. Its product is annotated as aquaporin. The transcript is spliced from 2 exons. The record is from RefSeq and is a predicted model, not a curated record. Gene Ontology annotation, cellular component: plasma membrane. Gene Ontology annotation, biological process: transmembrane transport. Gene Ontology annotation, molecular function: water channel activity. Bases 40 to 861 code for a protein of 273 amino acids. NCBI's taxonomy places the organism in Eukaryota, Metazoa, Arthropoda, Insecta, Diptera, Drosophilidae.
UGGCAGUGGCUGGGGCUGUGGCAGUCGAGUUCAGUCAGCAUGUCGCAACAGAAGCCAAAACAACCAAGCAGUUUCGACACACCCUCCGGCAGCCGAUGGCGACUCCAGCCGAGGCACAGGAAUCGAGUGGCCGCCUUUUUUGGGGAGCUGGUGGGCACAGCCAUGUUCGUCCUCAUCGGCUGCAUGGGCUGUGUCCAUACGCCGCUUUUCACCAACUCGUUCUUCCAGAGCGGCCUCACCUUCGGCCUGGCCCUCCUCAUAGCCGUCCAGUGCUACGGCUCUGUGUCCGGGGCCCACCUGAAUCCAGCCAUCACCUUGGCUGCCACCCUCUACGGCGUGCUCCACUGGGGCAUGGCCAUUGCCUAUUUUGUGGCCCAAGUGGCGGGCGCUUUCAUCGGCUUCGGCUUGCUGGUGGCCGUCCUCCCCUUUAACGCGAUCAAGGGCGUGGACAACCCGGCAGGUGUUUGUGUCACACUCCUCUCCAGCGACAUCUCCGUGCUGCAGGGUGUGUUUAUUGAGUUUUUGCUCACCUGUUGCCUGGUGAUGGUUGCCUGCUCGGUGUGGGAUCCCCGCAACACCACGCUCAAGGACUCGGUGCCCAUUCGCUUCGGUCUGACAGUCGCCUGUCUCAUCCUCACAGGGGGCCAGCUAACCGGCGCCAGCAUGAAUCCCACCAGGUCCCUGGGUCCUGCUGUGUGGAACGAUUCGUGGCAGCACCAUUGGAUCUAUUGGGUGGGUCCACUCGUGGCUGGCGCUGUCACCUCGCUCAUCUACCGAUUCGCCUUCAAGGAUGACGAGGUGAUCGAGCUACGCAACUCGAAUGCCAAAAUUCGGGUGAUCGAGGAGGUGGCACUGCCCUAAGUUGUUGCCUGUUGCCUGUCGCUAGCUCUAGUUUUAGAAUUUUAAGUGUUUCCAAUAAAGGGAAUUAAUCGU